CUAACUCGUAAUGUGCUUGUGUGCUGAGAUGCACCACUGGCCGAAGUAGAAAUAGUUUUCACUUCCUGCAAAACGGAAGAGAGUUCUGGGAAGGGACGUCUUUAGUAACUCAUUCUGCUGCCUUGCAAUAUGCCACCUGUACGGCUCAGGUUUUCACACUCAGAAGGGUCCUUUUAAUGAAAAAAUACUAGAGGGAAGGAUUUGAGCCUGAAAAACAUGCAAUUGAAGCAAUGGGAACCCGAUGUGGCUUUGCUGUGGAGAAACAAAGCCAGUGCAAGCAAAGCUUCAGGCUUCUUACAGUGCAUCGGGAGUUGUUGGUCGCUCGCAUCAAGAACAUUCAGUGUGUCUUGGACAAUUUAGUACGCAGUGGCUUCUUUUGCACUGAAGAUGCAGAGAUUAUUCUGCGGUUUUCCACCAAAACUGACCAGGUUCGUAAAAUCCUGGAACUAGUGCAGAGCAAAGGAGAAGAGGUCUGUCAGUAUUUUGUGCACAUUCUGCAUGAGGCCUAUGAUGCCUUCAUAGACCUGAGACCCUGGUUUAAGGAGAUUCAGUACCAGCCAUCAGAGCAAAUCCAGAGUAUACCUGUAAUCAACACAGAUCCUGUGAGCAAGUACUGUGAAAAGCUUCGUCAUGAGCUGGGACAGGACACCAAGUUCAUUAUCUCGUAUGCGCAGAGAGAGGAGACGUUGCUGGAUGAGAUGUACACAGACACUCUCAUGGAGCUGGUGAACGACCGCAACGAGAGCCAGGGCUACUUGGACAGCCUAGAUGAGCUGUUCAGCGACAACGGCGUUUUUAACAAAGAUGCAGAAACCAUCUUAAUCCUUGGGGAUGCUGGCACGGGGAAGUCCAUCCUUCUCCAGAAACUUCAGAACCUGUGGUCCAAGAGGGAGCCAAGUAUCCCAGUCAAGUUCUUCUUCAAAUUCCGCUGCAGGAUGUUCUGCGUCUUCAAGGAGACAGAUGAGAUAUCAUUGAAGGACCUGCUUUUCAAGUACAACUGCUACCCGGACAAGGAUCCAGAGGACGAAGUUUUCAAAUACCUCCAGCGGUUUCCAGAGAUGGUGCUGUUCACCUUUGACGGAUAUGAUGAGAUCCACUCUGAUUUUGACCUGAGCAGCAUUCCAGAGGUCUGCUCGCCUGAUGAAAAGACCCACCCACUCUUGCUGCUCAUGAACCUGCUUGGCGGGAAGCUGCUAAAAGGAUCUAAGAAAGUUCUGACUGCAAGGACGGGCACUGAGAUCCAGAACAAGGUGAUCAGGAAGAAACUCAUCCUGAAGGGAUUUUCCCCAGAGAGCUUGCGGAAGUACACCACCAUGCACUUCAAAGAAAGGACUUACCAGACCUUGGUGCUAAACCAGCUAGAGGCAAACCCUCAUCUAUGCAGCCUGUGUUCCAUCCCCUUGUUCUGCUGGAUUAUAUUCAAAUGCUUUGAACAUUUCCAGUCUGUUUAUGACAACUAUCAGUUGACUGACUUGUACGUCACCAUCACUGAUGUCUUUCUGCUGAUGUCGGAGGUUUUUCUCAGUCGUUUGACCAAUCCCAGCUUGCUCAAGAAGAGCAGCCGAUGCCAGAGUGAGACCUUCAAAUCUGGUAGAGAGACCUUGAUUGCUUUUGGAAAGCUAGCCCACCAAGGAACAGAGAAGACAAGCUUUGUCUUCGACCAGGAAGAGAUCACAUCUUUGCGCAUUGCAGAGAAGGUGAUGCGCCUUGGGUUCCUCAGACCCAUUGGUCAUUACGAUGGCUGUGGAAACCCCACCACCUUUGAGUUUGUCCAUGUGACCCUCCAGUCCUUCUUCACCGCAUUUUCCCUGGUAGCUGAUGAAGAUGUCGGUAGCAAGGAUAUCCUGAAAUUCUUUGCAGAGUGUGAGUAUCGCAAAGCCAAAUUUCCCGUGAUGUCUUGUCUUCGCCCUUCCAAACCGCGGGACAAAGACCCCUUCAAGAACAACGAGCACUUUCAGUUCACCAACCUCUUCCUGUGUGGGCUGUUGUCCAGGACCAAGGUUAGCCUGCUUGAGCACCUGGUGUCACCCAAGAUGCUGAAGAAGAAGCGUGAAGUCUUGAAGUCCUACCUGUCGGACAGCGUGAAAUCCCACUUGAAAAACCUGCCGCGGUUCAAGUCUGAGCAGGAGGGGUGCAAAGUUCAUGGGAUGCCCAACUUCAUCUGGAUGUUGAGGUGUAUCUUCGAGACCCAGAGUGAAGAGGUUGGUAAGCUGACUGCUAAAGGAAUCUCUGCCGACUACAUCAAGCUGACCUACUGUAAUGCCUAUUCAGCUGACUGCAGUGCAUUCAACUUUGUCCUGCAACAUUGCAGGAAACAAAUUGGGCUGGAUUUGGACAAUAACAACAUUAACGACUAUGGGGUAAAACAGCUCCAGCCAUGCUUCAGCAAGCUCUCUGUUGUAAGGUUGUGUGUUAAUCAGGUCACUGACUGUGGAGUAGAAGUCUUAGCAAAGGAACUUGUAAAGACCAAAAUUGUCAAAGUUCUAGGACUUUACAAAAAUCAGAUAACAGAUGCUGGAGCCCAGUGGGUUGCAAAGAUCAUUGAAGAAUGCCCAAGUCUUCGGAUUCUUAAGAUCGGGUGCAACAAAAUUACAAGCAAGGGUGGAAAAUUGCUGGCCUAUGCAAUUCAGAAGAGUAAAACUAUCUUUGACGUGGGAAUGUGGGGUAACACCAUUGGCGAUGAAGGGGCAAUCGCCUUUGCAGAAGCCUUGAGGAAUCACCCCAGUCUAACAAACCUGAGCCUUUCAGCCAAUCUCAUCUCUACAGAGGGAGGAAAAAGUUUAGCUGCUGCAUUGAAAGAAAACACAUCUGUGAAUAUAUUUUGGCUGGUGCAGAAUGAAUUGAAUGAUGAAGUUGCCAGGUGCUUUGCAGAAACAGUCAAAGUCAACACAGCAUUAACCCACCUGUGGUUAAUCGAUAAUAAGGUCACAGUAGAGGGUGCAAAAAUUCUUUCCCAGGCUCUGUUGGAAAACAAAACACUAAAAGAGAUCUGCCUGAAAGGAAACCUUCUGUCUUUGGAAGAAGAGAAGGCUUUUACAAACGAGAAGCGACUAUUCUUCAACUGAAGUGCACUGCUAGAUAUCUGACACAACUGAACUGCAGAUAUCUGACACAACUGAACUGCAGAUUGUGUUCGGCAGCUCAAUGGGUUUGGCAGUGAGGAAGAACAAGGAAACAAACGUUUGUACUCUUUGAAGUAACUGAGCACGGCCAGUGAGUACAGCACUGCUGAGCUGCUAGCUGGAAAUGAGGUGGGAUGCAAAACAGAGGUCCCGUCUGCUCUUGAGGUUAAAAGCUCAUGACGCAUUCCUCCAGAAGAAUUGCUCCAGCUCUCCAGCUAGAGCAGUGGUGGCCAAUACGUGGAUCACGAUCCACCAGUGGAUCUUGAGAGAUUUUUGGUGGAUCUUGGGGCAAAUUUUGAACAAGCAUCAACACAUAAGCAUAGCAUAGUUUUAACAGGAUUGAUUGCGUAUUUAAAGGUGGGGUGCAAUGAUUUUUCAUUUUUUUCAGAAUUCACUUUUAUAGUACUGUUGGUAGGUCAAUAAAAGUAUCUGUGUAGUUUUAAUGUAUAUGUUUUAACGCUAAGUGUAUCAAUCAACUCUGAAGUUGACACCUGUAUGAAAAGUCCAGCUCACUUGAAGCUGCGGCUCAUUUAUGCGUGACAUCACACCAGGACAAGCUCACCAUCCCGUCCGCUGUUUUCCUGCAUUACCGCUCACCAAAACCGCUUGCCGAAACACAACGCACCCAGGGGAGAGGUACCAUGGUAAAUAGGUAUGUAAUAUAUGGUUGCUCCAACACAGCAGCGCCAUUGAUAUCUCUCCCCGAGUUAAGCCCAACAGCAGCUGCAUCUGCAGCACCCACUUUACCAAAGACAUCUUUAUUAAUUUAAUGAUGUUCAAGAUGGGUGCUGUUAAAAAAGUUAAAUUAAAUAAGGAUGCCGUACCAUCCAUUUAUCCGGAUACUACCUGCAGGACAGCAGCAUCUUCUUCUAUUAAAAAAAAUCACUGGGACUCGAGCGGCUGCCAGGAAAAGAGAGGUGCAGAGGGUAAGGGCAUGAUCCUGUCAUGAAAUUAUAAUGAUCUCUUACUGUUUGAUGAAAAUAUGUAUAAAGUGACGCGAUUAUAUACAACCUCCCAUGUACAUUAUUAAUAAAUAAUGUGAUAAAA
This is a messenger RNA of Acipenser ruthenus (sterlet), 4169 nucleotides long. Its product is annotated as nucleotide-binding oligomerization domain-containing protein 1. The record is from RefSeq and is a predicted model, not a curated record. Gene Ontology annotation, molecular function: protein binding. NCBI's taxonomy places the organism in Eukaryota, Metazoa, Chordata, Actinopteri, Acipenseriformes, Acipenseridae. The coding region runs from base 231 to 3065 and encodes 944 amino acids. Gene Ontology annotation, biological process: regulation of apoptotic process. The transcript has 12 exons.